Ananas comosus (pineapple) is the source of this 2622-nucleotide messenger RNA. RefSeq names its product glycine--tRNA ligase, mitochondrial 1-like. Lineage: Eukaryota; Viridiplantae; Streptophyta; Magnoliopsida; Poales; Bromeliaceae. The transcript has 9 exons. Gene Ontology annotation, biological process: mitochondrial glycyl-tRNA aminoacylation. Gene Ontology annotation, molecular function: ATP binding; glycine-tRNA ligase activity. The record is from RefSeq and is a predicted model, not a curated record. Gene Ontology annotation, cellular component: cytoplasm; mitochondrion. The coding region runs from base 44 to 2287 and encodes 747 amino acids.
CCCCGUUCCCAUUCGGCCAUUCCACUUCCCCUCCCAAUCCUUCAUGCGCCUCGCGCUCCUCCUUUUCUCCUCCUCCCUCGUUCCCAAACCCCGAUCCCCUUCUAAAACCCUCCUCCUCCUCCCCUUCUCCUCCGCCGCCGCCGCCGCCGCCGCCGGAGCAGCAGAAGGGAUGGAUUCCUCCGCCUCCGCCUCCGCCUCCGCCUCCGCCUCUUCGGUGUCCCUCCGCGAGGCGCUUGCGGAGAAGCAGGCCGCGGUGGACGCGCAGGGCGACGCGGUGCGCGCCCUGAAGGCCCGGGCGGGCGCCGGCAGGGCGGAGAUCGACGCCGCCGUGGACGCACUCAAGGCCCUGAAGCUCGAGGCCGCCGCCCUCUCCCGCCAGAUCCAGUCCUCCGCCGCCGCGGCGGUGGCGGGGCGCGAGGCGCUCCGGCAGGCCGUGGUGAACACCCUGGAGCGGCGGCUCUUCUACAUCCCCUCCUUCAAGAUCUACCGCGGCGUCGCCGGCCUCUUCGACUACGGCCCCCCCGGCUGCGCCGUCAAGUCCAACGUCCUCGCCUUCUGGCGCCAGCAUUUUGUGUUGGAGGAGGGAAUGCUGGAGGUGGACUGCCCCUGCGUUACGCCGGAGGUCGUCUUGAAGGCCUCCGGCCAUGUGGACAAGUUCACGGACUUGAUGGUUAAGGAUGAGAAGACCGGCACGUGCUAUCGGGCCGACCACUUGAUCAAGGACUUCUGCAAGGAGAAGCUCGAGAAGGACGCGGCAUUGCUGCCGCCGGAGAAGGCGGCAGAGUUUCAGCACGUUCUCGCCGUGUUGGAUGAUCUCUCCCCUGAGGAGAUGGGCGCGAAGAUAAAGGAGUACGGGAUUACUGCUCCCGACACUAAGAACCCGCUGUCGGAUCCCUACCCUUUUAAUCUUAUGUUCCAGACGUCCAUUGGUCCGUCGGGUUUGAGUCCUGGAUAUAUGAGACCGGAGACAGCGCAGGGAAUCUUUGUGAACUUUAAAGACUUGUAUUACUACAAUGGUAACAAACUUCCGUUCGCAGCUGCGCAGAUCGGUCAGGCGUUUAGGAAUGAGAUAUCACCCCGUCAAGGUCUCUUGAGGGUCCGUGAAUUCACUCUGGCUGAGAUUGAGCACUUUGUUGACCCCGAAGAUAAAUCUCACCCAAAGUUUGGUGAUGUUGCUGAUUUGGAAUUCUUGAUGUUCCCAAGGGAGGAGCAACUCACAGGGAAAUCUGCCGUAAAGAAAAAACUUGGAGAAGCUGUCUCUAAGGGAACCAUCAACAAUGAAACUCUUGGCUACUUUAUUGGAAGGGUUUACCUUUUCUUGACUCAACUUGGAAUUGACAAGGACCGUCUGCGCUUCCGGCAACAUCUACCAAAUGAGAUGGCUCAUUAUGCUGCUGAUUGCUGGGAUGCGGAAAUUGAGUGCUCGUAUGGCUGGAUUGAGUGUGUUGGUAUUGCUGAUAGGUCCGCAUACGACCUACGGGCUCACUCGGAAAAAAGUGGUGUACCACUUGUUGCGCAUGAGAAGUUUCCAGAACCUAGAGAGGUUGAGAAAUUGGUUAUAACCCCGUCAAAGAAGGAGCUGGGACUAGCAUUUAAAGGCAACCAGAAGAUGGUGAUUGAAGCAUUCGAAGCCAUGAAGGAAACUGAAGCUUUGGAAAUGAAAGUCGCUUUGGAGUCCAAAGGGGAGGUUGAAUUCCAUGUCUGCACUCUCAACAAAAGUGUCACCAUAAAGAAAAACAUGGUAUCUAUUUCAAUGGAGAAGAAAAAGGAACACCAAAGGGUUUUUACACCUUCUGUAAUUGAACCAUCUUUUGGCAUUGGGAGAAUAAUAUACUGCCUUUUUGAACACUGUUUCUACCAACGGCCAAGCAAGGCAGAGGAUGAGCAGUUGAAUGUAUUCAGAUUCCCUCCACUUGUUGCUCCCAUUAAAUGCACGGUCUUUCCGUUGGUGAAAAUUGAGAAGUUUGAUGUUGUUGCCAAAAAGAUUUCGAAAGCGUUGACAACAGCUGGUAUAUCACAUAUUAUUGACAUUACAGGUACUUCAAUAGGUAAACGGUAUGCUAGGACGGAUGAGAUUGGUGUUCCCUUGGCUAUCACUGUGGAUUCCACAACGAGUGUGACGAUCCGUGAUCGGGACAGCAAGGAGCAGAUCCGUGUAGACAUCGAAGAGGUUGCUUCAGUUGUCAAGGAGGUCACGGACGGGCAAAGUACGUGGGCCGACGUGAUGUGGAGGUACCCAACACAUGCCGUCUCCCACACAGAUGAGGAACCCGCAGAUGAGGAAUGAAGAGAGUUAUCGUAAACAUUUAAUAUAAGGUGAGCUAUUUCCUCACUGAGAUGUUUUUUUUUUAAAAAAAAAUAGGAGAGACUCAAUGCAGAACAUCAGAAGGGACAGUAGAAUCUCUUUAUUAGUAGCGGCUCACCUUACUUUUCUUUGUAAGAUUUUGUGUUGAGUCUCUUGAUGUGAUUCUUCGACAUACUUGUACUUUAAUAUGCAACUCUAGUGAUUUACAUCAUUCAUAUCUGCGUAGGAGUAAUUCAGCUUUGUGUCUUCGAAUAUUGAGUGCAUUUGCAACCUUUGAUUCGGCAUUCAUGUUCUAAUAAUAUUGUCCUUUUUAUAGC